Parnassius apollo (apollo) is the source of this 1095-nucleotide messenger RNA. Lineage: Eukaryota; Metazoa; Arthropoda; Insecta; Lepidoptera; Papilionidae. The record is from the annotation of a GenBank genome assembly.
AUGGCUUCAAAUACAAAAUUGUGCGCGGGAUGUUUAAAUAAAAUAACUAAUAAGGACUUUGUAACAUGUUCACUUUGCAAAGAUAUAUAUGACACAGUUUGCGCUAAUAUCUCUCACCAACGCCUUAUGAUGCUGGAGAAAGACAAGAAAGAGAAAUGGAUCUGCCCUGGUUGUAGGAAUAAAGAGCGAAAGAGUGGCAAUUCAAAUACCCCCAUUCAGUCCAGAACGGACCCGCGCGACUGUGGUGAUUCGUUGCAGGAAAUUAGUACUCCUAACAGUGAUUAUAUAACACAGCGUAAAAAACCUCAACUACCUAGUAAUCAGAAGGUGAGUUCACCUACACAACCCAGAGAUGAAUCCUUAAUGCUAACAAUUAGAUCAGAAAUUAAAUCAUCAAUGGGAAAUUUUUUAAAUCAAACUAUAGAGGAGUCAUCUAUAAAAAUGGAUUUAAGAACUAUAAAAGAGGAGUUAAGUUCCUUAAAAGAUAUCAAAAGCGGACUUGAAUUUUUAAGCGCGGAAUAUGAUAGAAUGAAAAAAGAAUUAAAAACGUCAAAAGAGCAUAUAAAGUCGCUUUCCGCUGAAAACAGCAAUUUACAUACAAAAGUGAACGAAUUAUCAAAUAGACUUAUUUUACUUGAGCAACACUCGCGUGAGACGAACAUUGAAGUGAAUGGUGUUCCGGAAAAUAAAGCAGCCAAUGCUGAAGGAUUCCUUAACCCUUUGGACUAUGUGUCUGUGGGAGAAGGACAUGAAGGUGUGUCAGCGGAAAUACAGACAGCAAGCCCUGAAGGCGUGUCACCCGAAAUACAGAAAGACAGUUGUGAACAAAGACAUGAUUAUAAGAAAAUGGGUACUUAUACAUCACGAGCUUAUCAAUUGGAGCGUGGCAAUGAGUCCGAUCCUACUAUUAAGGAGUUCCUGCUGUUCCUGGAGAACCGAGCCUUGGCCUUGGAGAAUGCAGAACCUACUACUGCCAUCAAGACUCACUACAAGCCGGUGGUGAAUGUCGCUACACCUGCAGAUCCUUCAUGUGCUUAUUGUGCUGCUCCCAGAGCAACAGCCAGCUCUUCAGCAACCUGCUUCAAGGCAUACUGA